This is a messenger RNA of Athalia rosae (coleseed sawfly), 6089 nucleotides long. It is a transcript of the gene sfl, whose product is annotated as bifunctional heparan sulfate N-deacetylase/N-sulfotransferase. Bases 3127 to 5790 code for a protein of 887 amino acids. NCBI's taxonomy places the organism in Eukaryota, Metazoa, Arthropoda, Insecta, Hymenoptera, Athaliidae. The transcript is spliced from 13 exons. The record is from RefSeq and is a predicted model, not a curated record. Gene Ontology annotation, molecular function: deacetylase activity; heparan sulfate N-sulfotransferase activity. Gene Ontology annotation, cellular component: Golgi apparatus.
UUGGGCGCGACCGCGUGUGUCUUUGAGCCGUUUUCAAAACGCAUGCGCGUAUAAGAAGAGACGCGUCAUUUGCCGGGCGAUGCCACUCGGCUCUCUGGGUUCGUUCUCGGUUUCUUCGGGUUUCUCGGGUUCUCGUCGGCUUUUUACCCCCACCAACGAUUUCCCGACCAGUAAAGUGUAGACGCCAGUCGCCAGUUUGACGCCGGUGGCGAACGAAACGCGUCGUUCCGCUCGGUGCCCGUCCUCGCGCUCGUGGUGAAAAAAAUUCUGUUUCCCUUCGCGUUCCUCGUAUCACAGCCUCCGCGGUAUUUCUUCGCGGAGAUUAUUGCCCCUCAACAACCGCGACGAUCGGGCUCGUCCACCGCACGACGUGAAUACGCGGCUGUUUCGAUUCCCCGUCCAAGGAUUCUCACGUCCUCGCUGAGGUGUGUACGACGAACAGAUGUGCGUUACACACUGUAACCUAACCUAAAAGACAAAGAGUUGUGGGAUGUUGUGUGGAUCUUGUGAUGGAGGAACAUGAUGCGUCGAACUGGUGUUCCCGUCAAUAUUUGAACGUCAAUAGAACGGAGUAAGCCGCAAUUGUCAUCUGUCAAAAUUGCAUCUUCGCCGUUGAAACAUAACAGAGAGAGAGGCGAUAGACUGUCACGUGAUGAACUGGACGACACAACUGUCAAAUAACGAGGAAAACUGGACCAAAACUUUGCCUAAGAAGGCCCCAGCACUAAAAGUCGAAUAAUCCAACGGAACCCGUUAUCCCUGAUCAACGGGGUUACCGGUUACUGGAUUCUGGAUUCUGGAUUUUGCCAGAAAUUUGAUACGCGCAUCCGAUCGAGCGUACCUACGUUGAAGCCGAUAAGGAAGGCGCGUGGAUUUUUGCGGAGCUAGUCGUCGUUCUCCAUGAUUCAGCUGCAGGGUUGACGUGUCGUAUCGUAUCGGGAAGAAGAGGAAAAGGUGCCGGUGGUGCGGGAUCGGAAGGAGAAGGAGGAUACGCGAAGCGAAACAACCGCGAUCACGUCGUUCGUACGUACAGAAGCUAAACGUGGAAGGAAGAUAAAAGAUAAAGGACGAAUCACAUCGCAAAAACCGCAAGACCCUACGUCUCCCCUAAUUGACAGUACGAGGGACGAGAGGGGAAUAUAGAUGUAGAUGUGGUAGCAUGCGCGUAUACGUAUACGUACGGAUAUAAUGGAAACUGGGACGAAACGGGAACAACCAAAAACGAGGCACCGGGUACCCAUGCCUACCGUAUAGGUAUACACCGCUCUUGAAAACCAAACAAACCGCUCAAAUUUACGGCAAAACCCCCCGCGCCUCCUAUCUUUCUCUAUCUCUCCGACUUCGCUUUCGCUAACGAAUGGUUUUUAUUUUAUACCGUGAAAAAAAAACGUCCCAAAAAUUGGGGACGAAUAGGAGGAAAAAAGGAGAACAUUAUUAUAACAGUUGCGAUAAAAUAGGCAAGGCCGGAAAGCGACCGACAACACUUUGUGCCCGUUUGCGGUGUGUACGCGUUGGUUGAGGAACAACCGGAUGGAAGUGGUGAAACUAAUAUCGCCCUCAACUCCGCUAUGAUGGAUGUUCGGGAGAGGAAAGUCAUGUUCAAGGUGUCCGAAGGCUUCGAGUGAUCCAGUUCUCCGUAAUAUAACCCACAUCUACCAACACCACUCGGAUACAGUGCGAGCAUAGAAGUUUGGAAAAAAGUUUUCUCGUAUAUUGUUCGAUAUGAUGUUACCGGUACGAAUCGCCCUGAUGUGAAAUUAAACUAAAACUUUCGUCGUACUUAACCCGAUACUGUCUCGUCGUCGCCAUGAAACCGAGGGCGUUUGGCCCGCGCCAAUAUUAUUGUUGAGUUUGUCUCUUUUCUCCCCCCCUCCCCCCCCCCCCCACAUUUUGUAUAGGAUAAGUUUUUUUUAUUCUCUCAAAUGGGUUAAACCGAUGUAAAAGUAGUUAUGGACGACGCCAUAUCGUGCUUCAGCACCUCACAAAAUGGCGGUGAUCCCGGAGACCCUGAUAAAGCGAUGUAUCUUGUCGAUGAAGAAUCGUUGCAGCAAAUACCGAAGGAGUUCAACAGUGAAACGUACAAAGGUCUCCCCGUUACUCUCCGUCAAAUUUCUUGAGUGCGGCGGAUUCGAGCGCUGCGACGACCGUAGCCACGAGAAAACGUCAGCUACCGCUGCUACCUGGGCUUCCGGUGGCGAAGCUGAAGGUGAAGGUGAACGAAAAAAAAGUGCGGACAUCUCCUCGUCGAGAGAGGAGAAUAAAAAGGAUACUUUUACCCAUCGUUAUCGUUAUCGCGAAUCCCCUCAAGACUCAAAAGUAGUUAGAUCAAUUUUGUCGAACGAACUAAAUCAUUGAAGACGUGCGAGGAUUUUUAAUAAAUAUAUACACAUCGUUUGUUUUAUCGUUUAUUUUACACAGAUAUUAUUUUUCACUUUGAAAUUUUAUUUCUUCUGAGCGUUAAAUUCAUACAAUUGAGAUUGACAAGGCCAAAGUUAGCGCGUUAUUCGUUCAGUGUGGUGGAAGUACCUGUCACCUACAACCUGCAGUCCUCACGUCGCGAGUGUGUUCAGUGCAAUAAUUUGCAUAACGUCAAAUUUUAAAACGCCGUUGUUAGGAUAAUAAACUUUCAUUUAUACACACGGCCGGUGUUUAUCGUCUACGAAAUUCAAAGGUCAAAUGAAAUCUGACGAUAAUUGAUCAAAUGCACGUUGCACAUCGACCGAACUCGACAUACGGAAUCGUGGAGAUACACACAGCUCGCCGCAACCUUAACGGCUGUAUGUGUAAAAAAAAUUAUCCGUAGAUUUGAAAAGAUAUCGAGAUAUGUAUACGCCGUAAUUCUAUACGGUGAGAAUUCGUGGCAACGAAUCACGAGCCAUCAUGUACGUAGAAUACGCUGAAAAGCUGAGAAUUUAUUUUUCAAAUGUACAUAAAUGCAAAAUUUGACUAAUGAUCUUUCAUCGCUACAACAACCGCAGCGUUUGUAAAUAGACGAGAAAAUAAUAAGGGGGAAAAAAAAAAAGAAGAGAAGUAUAUUUUAAAAAAAUAGCAUCGUCAACAAACUAAUAGAUAAACUAAUUGUAUAACAUAGUGAAAGAGUUUUGUCGUUUUUUACCAAUAAUCGCGAUGGUAAGCUCGAGCGGUGAGGCCGGCAUUCCAUUGCUGGGGAACGUCGUUCCAAGGUGUAUCGUCAAACAAACGACCGUAAAAAGAUGCGUCGUCGCAUUGCUCCUCAUAUCCAUCUUCAGCAUCUUCUAUUACACCUAUUACGUCAUCAGCAGCCCGUUUUCCAGCCUCAUACACAGAGACACGAGACCGGAGCCCGCUAUAAGAUGUUCGACCCUUCGAGGAGCCACCAGAUUACCAGCAGCUCCGGACCAUCGCAGCGAAGCUCGGUUACGCAUCGACCCCAAAGUCCUCGUCUUCGUUGAAACCCUGUACUCAAGGUUAGGGCGGGAAAUAGCUGAGUUGCUCGUCUAUAACAGGAUAAAGUACAAGGUGGAGGUCGCCGGGAAAUCUCUGCCGGUGUUGACGAACCUGGACAAAGGCCGUUACGGUGUUCUAGUCUUUGAAAAUUUGAACAAGUAUCUGCAAAUGGACAAAUGGAAUCGAGAACUGCUAGAUAAAUACUGCAGAGAGUAUUCAGUCGGUAUAGUUGGAUUCGCUCCCCCAGGAGAGGAGAGUUUAGUCGGGGCUCAACUCAAGGGGUUUCCACUCUUCAUACACACGAACCUCAAGUUAAAGGACGCGCAGCUCAACGCCGCUUCUCCGAUCUUGCGAUUAACCAGAGCCGGUGAAACAGCUUGGGGACCACUACCGGGUGGUGAUUGGACAAUUUUUCGAGCUAAUCAUAGCACAUACGAACCCUUGGCUUGGGCCUAUAGGUCCACCUUUGAUCUUCCAACGAACAAAAGUCCUCUCGCCACCGUCAUACAGGAUCACGGACGAUUCGAUGGUAUUCAGAGGGUGCUUUUCGGCGGAGGUCUUAGAUUUUGGCUCCAUAAACUUUUGCUACUCGAUUCAUUGUCCUACCUAUCUCACGGCCAGCUGAGUCUCAGUUUGAACCGGAUGAUCCUGGUGGACGUUGACGACAUAUUCGUCGGGGAGAAAGGAACGCGAUUGAAGAAGGACGACGUUUUGGCACUGCUCGCCACUCAGCAGAGAGUUCAAGCGUUGGUGCCGGGGUUCAAAUUCAACUUGGGGUUUUCGGGGAAAUACUUUCACCACGGUACCGCGGCGGAAAAUUAUGGAGACGAUAUGAUUCUGGAGAACGUCGACAGAUUUACGUGGUUUUCUCACAUGUGGAACCAUCAACAACCGCAUCUUUACGAGAAUGUAACUCAUCUUCAGUACGACAUGGCGUUGAAUAAACAAUUCGCCAAAGAGCACGGAAUACCGACGGGAAGUGGUUACAGCGUGAGUCCUCAUCAUUCGGGUGUAUAUCCAGUUCACGAGGGUCUUUACGAAGCAUGGAAAAAAGUAUGGAACAUUAAAGUCACCAGUACGGAAGAAUAUCCUCAUUUAAGACCAGCUCGUCUCAGGAGAGGCUUCAUUCAUAGAAAUAUCAUGGUCUUACCCAGACAAACCUGUGGCUUGUUCACUCACACAAUUUUUAUCGAUCGAUAUCCUGGCGGUAGAGAGAAACUUGACGAAUCGAUACAAGGUGGAGAAUUAUUUCAAACUAUCGUUUACAAUCCGAUCAAUAUUUUCAUGACGCAUAUGUCUAAUUACGGAAACGACCGGCUGGCUCUAUACACGUUUGAAUCAGUGAUCAAGUUCAUUCAGUGUUGGACCAAUUUGCGGCUAUCCAGUGCACCGCCACUGCAACUGGGCGAAAAAUAUUUCCAACUUUAUCCCGAAGAAGCUGAUCCUGUGUGGGGUAAUCCGUGCGACGACCAAAAACAUCAAAAAAUAUGGUCACGUAAUAAGACAUGCGAUCAAUUGCCGAGGUUUUUGGUAAUCGGACCACAAAAAACUGGGACCACCGCUCUUUAUACCUUUCUUUCGAUCCACCCUGCGAUCAGUAGCAAUUUACCAAGUCCCGAUACUUUCGAAGAGAUUCAAUUUUUCAACGGAAAAAAUUACUACAAGGGAUUAGAUUGGUACAUGGCUUUCUUUCCUGUGGCUAAAAAUGAUAGCGCUCGUUACUUGUUCGAAAAAUCUGCGACAUACUUUGACGGCGAACUGGUGCCGCGUAGAUCGCAUGCACUCUUGCCAAAAGCUAAGUUGAUCACAAUUUUGCUCUCUCCAGCGAGGAGAGCUUAUUCCUGGUAUCAGCACACCAGAGUUCACGGUGAUCCUGUCGCUAAUAAUUACUCCUUUCAUCACGUAAUCACUGCUAGUGAUACAGCGCCAAAGCCGCUAAGAGACCUCCGAAACAGGUGUUUGAAUCCUGGAAAAUACGCCCAACAUUUGGAAAGAUGGCUAUCGUAUUACCCGCCGCAACAGUUGCACAUUAUUGAUGGGGAACAAUUGAGACAAAAUCCUGUCGAAACGCUCCACGAGUUGCAAAGGUUUCUCAAAAUAACGCCAGCCUUUAAUUAUUCCACGCACCUCAGGUACGAUCCCAAAAAGGGAUUCUUUUGUCAAGUUACGAACGAGGAUCAUACUAAAUGCCUCGGGAAAAGUAAAGGUCGUCAGUAUCCGCCGAUGGAAGAUAAAUCUUACAAACUGCUGCAGAGGUAUUACUUGUCGCAUAACACUGCGUUGGUAAAGCUUCUGAAACGCCUCAGUUCUAGAACGAUACCGCAAUGGUUGAAGGAUGAUCUCACAGAUACGGUGAUGACCUAGCUACCUGCCGCGGCAGCGACAGCGGCAGCAACACUACCUAAUGUAAUUUGUUAUAUCUUUUGCUUCUUUGCGAAGCAUUGUAUAUUGCUACGGCAGAUCUGUAAUUAAAUGUAUAUUGAAUAUUUUAAUAACAUUUUUAUCGAAGAGAGGAAUCAGAAAAAGGCCUACUCAGUGAAGCCUAUUUAAUAAUAAAAAUGCAAAGCAAAACUAGUCAAUAAGAAUUAUUGAUGGGAAAGGUAAGUAUAUUGUUCGCGAGAUGUUAUGAAUUCCCAUAUUAUACGCCAGUGCCAUGUGUUAUU